AUGCUUUUCUCACCGGAAGCAGGAGUCUCUUUAAUGCUGCUGAUCUCCAGACCACACUCUGAGUAUCAAGGCAUUAAGCCUUUUGCCCUAGCACCUGCCAAAACCAUCUCCCGUGUUCCCUACAGCCACCCUGGCCGGUUAACCAACAUCCGUGGUAUAGUUUCUUCUUGCAGCCUUAACUAUGGAGGAGUUUGCCUGGCCUCAGAUGCCCAGUUCAGUGACUUCCUGGGAAGCAUGGGGCCAGCACAGUUUGUGGGCCGCCAGACCCUGGCUACCACACCCAUGGGGGAUGUGGAGAUUGGCUUGCAGGAGCGGAACGGGCAGCUGGAAGUGGACAUCAUCCAGGCUCGGGGACUGACGGCCAAGCCAGGCUCCAAGACGCUGCCAGCUGCCUAUAUCAAGGCCUAUCUACUGGAGAAUGGCGUCUGCAUUGCCAAGAAGAAGACCAAAGUGGCCCGUAAGUCACUGGACCCGCUGUACAACCAGGUGCUUCUGUUUCCUGAGAGUCCCCAGGGCAAAGUCCUGCAGGUGAUCGUGUGGGGAAACUAUGGGCGCAUGGAGCGGAAACAGUUCAUGGGUGUGGCCCGAGUGCUGCUGGAGGAACUGGACUUGACCACCCUGGCUGUGGGCUGGUACAAGCUUUUCCCCACCUCCUCCAUGGUGGACCCAGCCACAGGUCCCCUGCUCCGGCAGGCAUCCCAACUGUCCCUGGAGAGCACCGUGGGGCCCUGUGGCGAGCGAUCUUAAUACCAGGGAUGGGGAGGGGCUCCCCCCCCAGAGAUGGCCUGGAGACCACCCAGCCCUGACCUGGGACCCCAGGCCCAGGGGCACAUUGGACAUUGGAGGAUGGGGUUCUUCCCCACAACGGGGAAGCAGAAUGGGGAGACCUGCCCCCCUUGGGCCCCUCCUCACUCCUUCACCUCCUACCCCUGAGACCUUCCCUCUCCCAGUGGGUUGGCUACAGUUUUGACUUGGUCGGUUUUGACCUGGUGGAUGCGGCUACAGUCGGAGACUGAGGUGGCGGAGCAAACCACUGACCUUCCCUACCCCACCCCACCCCACCUUUCCCCCUUUUGCCUCCUUGGAAGCUCGCUGCCUAGAGCCAAGUCCAGAACCAAGCCGGCCAUCUCCAUGGUGCCAAUUACCAGCAAGUGUCUUUCCUGCGGCACCGGGUUCAGGCAGCUACUCCUGCCCCAGAGCUGUCGGGGCAGUUUGCAAGGAUCCGGAGCCAGCUCCCGGGGACCCAGAGCGCCCCCGCUUGAAGGGGAGUUUGGGUCUCCCUCUGCCUGCCCGUGGAAGGAGCUUUGCCGCAGCCUGUCUGAGUCCCAUCCACCCAUCCCCUCCUGCCUGCCCCUCUGCCAUAAGCUCUAGGAGUUGGGGCCCAGCAGAGACCCAAGGAAAGGAGGAGGCACCAGAGGCCUGGCACAGUUCCCCAGGGGCCCUUGCACCCCUGGAAUUGCAACAAGCUGGUCUGGAACUCUUGGUGGACUGGAAAGGGCUUUGUCAUCCGGGUUGGUGGAGGACUGUGGGGAUCUGAGUUUCCAGAUCUCUGCACACAGGGAGCACCUCUAACGUGUGUGGGGGUGGGUGGGUAGUGGGAGUGGAGCAUCGAAGAAAGCUGGGAUUAAGCCUAGUGGCGCCACCGAGGUAAGGGUUUCUCAAACAGGAGAACCCCUCCUUGUCGGAUGAAAUCAAAGGUCAUCUUGUUAUCCCUCUGCCUCUGGGCCAGGGUCUUAGGGAGGCAUUAGAGCCCCUCCCAUUUUAGUCUUUUUAAAUAAACCAUCCUGUACUGAAGGGCGGAAGGCACUGCCCAGCCUCAUCACCUUAGCUCAAGGAG
This is a messenger RNA of Acomys russatus (golden spiny mouse), 1837 nucleotides long. It is a transcript of the gene Rims4, whose product is annotated as regulating synaptic membrane exocytosis 4. Gene Ontology annotation, cellular component: presynaptic membrane; cytoskeleton of presynaptic active zone. Lineage: Eukaryota; Metazoa; Chordata; Mammalia; Rodentia; Muridae. Gene Ontology annotation, biological process: calcium ion-regulated exocytosis of neurotransmitter; regulation of synaptic plasticity; regulation of membrane potential. The transcript has 5 exons. The record is from RefSeq and is a predicted model, not a curated record. Gene Ontology annotation, molecular function: small GTPase binding; transmembrane transporter binding. The coding region runs from base 1 to 747 and encodes 248 amino acids.